Messenger RNA from Guillardia theta CCMP2712, 948 nucleotides. RefSeq lists its product as hypothetical. The transcript has 2 exons. Gene Ontology annotation, molecular function: protein binding. The coding region runs from base 1 to 948 and encodes 315 amino acids. Lineage: Eukaryota; Cryptophyceae; Pyrenomonadales; Geminigeraceae. The record is from RefSeq and is a predicted model, not a curated record.
AUGUCGCCGGUUGCUCCCUUUCUUGCUCAACGGAAUCUCGACCAACUUCACAAUUCACAGCAGCAGCAGCAGCAGCAGCAGCAGCAGCAGCAGCAGCAGCAGCAGCAGCAGCAGCAGGCUGAGAGGGCUACAGGGAGAGCAGAGCUUGACCUGUUCAGCUCUCACGUUGAUAGGCUCGAAGAGCAGGGCUCGUCCCUCUCCCUCCUCCUUUCCUCCCUCCUCAUGGACAUUCGCCGACUGCAAGAUGCUCAGUUCUGCUCUCCUUUGAUCCUGACGGGGAGGAAAAAGGAGCAGGCGCAAGAGCAGGAGCAGGAGCAGGAGCAGGGAGCUGGGAUCGUCCUCAAGCUUCACAAGUCAGAAGACGGACUGAGCCGUCUUCGAGUCGAUCGAGUCGAGGGGAAAGCACCCGAAGGUGGAGGAAGAGCCGGAGCAGCAGCAGCAGGAGAGCAGCUGGAGGUGGAGGUGGGAGACUUACUCCUGGCCGUGGACAAGCAGCCGGUCUUCGAGUGGAGCCUAGGGGUCCUGACGAGCCUCUGCUCGGGAGCUGCUGGGGUUCCCCUCCAGCUGAAGUUCGAGAGGCCGCAAACUGGUGGAACGGUGGAGGUGGAGGUCAAGAGGAGAAGGCUGAUGGUGGAGUCGUUCGAAGAGAGCUGGAAGGCAGGUGGGGAGGAGGAGUACUGGAGGAGGAGAGCCAUGAGCGUGGACGAGAUGCUGACGGGGGUGGAGGAGGAGUCCCGCCAGCUUCAGGAGAAACAUGCGGAGCUGGUGGAUGAGAUUGAAGGGGAGAGGAGGAGGAGGGAGGAGGAGACGAGGAGCAUGGAGGAGGAGAAGAGGAGAGUGGAGGAGGACAAGAGGAGGGUGGAGGAGGAGAAGAGGAGGGUGGAGGAGGAGAAGAGGAGGGUGGAGGAAGAGAAGAAUAUGGAGAGGAAGGGAGUCAAGUGUCGCUGA